UCCAUGGAGAAAGACGUCUGUAUCUAUGAGAUUAAUAUAUUAUCGUGUACGCAUACUUAUUAACGCGUGUUCUGUGCAACUGUGUGAUAUGUGAUCAGUAGUGUGACAAAUUUAAGGAUGUAUUUCGUUAUUAUUUUGAGCUUAUUGAUAAAAGAAUCUCUUUUACUACGAAUAGUACGCGUUUCUGUUCCUACAUACCGAGUGAGGGGCCAACCAGCUCAAUUAGAUUGCGAGUAUGAACUGGGUGACGACACAUUAUACUCAGUGAAGUGGUAUAGGGAUAAUGAGGAGUUCUACAGAUAUUUACCGAAAUAUGAUCCACCAAAACACGCGUAUAAACUCGACGGAAUUAAAGUUGAUCUUUCAAAAUCGGACGAUCGUCACGUUGUGUUGCACCAGGUGACGUUGAAGUCGUCAGGUCUAUACAGAUGUGAAGUGUCGGCGGAAGCGCCGAGCUUCGCGUCCACCGCCGGCGAGGGAAGAAUGGACGUCAUUUAUCUACCACGAGAAGGUCCAAGAAUAACUGGGAAUGAGCAAGAAAAUAGAGUAGGAGAUUCUCUCUUCCUAAACUGCACCUCAGGGCGAUCGUACCCUGGUGCGGUGCUCAGUUGGGAUAUUGAUGGUGAAAAGGUGACGGACCCAAAUCUUUUGGUCCAAUACCCACCAAUCCAGCACGCGCAUGGGUUGGUUUCAACAGCCUUGGGCUUGCUGGUACCAACAGGGAAAACCAUGCAAGUAAAAUGCACGGCCAGGGUGGCUCCUGCUUGGCGGGAAGGCAGUGAAGCUGUGGUUGGUAAUAGCCAAGUAGCGGAUAGUAAAGAAGCCAUGUUAUUAGUGCGAAGUUCAGCCGUGGCGUCUACAUUAAGUAUAACACUGUUAACACUUUUUCUUCUUCAAAUCCUCUUAACACAAUCAGAAACGUGAUGAAUUAUUUAUUAACCUACUUAUCUGUGGAAUAUAGAGGUCUAAACGUGUGCGGAAAGUUAUUGUUUAUGAUUUGUUUACUGUACUCUGUGAAAAACAAGCAACAAAUAAUUUACCGUUAUCUGGAGGCCUCACUUUACCGUUUUCAAACAAUAAACUAACUGAAAGCCGGUGACAAUUUGUAAUUUUCUCACGGGUUAUGUUUUCUCUCCAGAGAAAAUAAUAACAAUAAAUAUCUGUUUAUUUAUGUGUAUGUAAAAAACAAUAAGAAAUAUUUAUACCAGAACAAUAAUCACUUAUGAUUUGUAAGCGAGAGAUGAUGUAACUGAUCAGACACAAAUGGUCUCAUGAUACAUAUUAAACCACGACAAGCCUCGACUUUAAGUUAACCUGUCAGGAUCUUGGCAUGUAUUAAUUAUCUUCACGUUAGGCCUGCUGAUGUAUAAAUAAUUUCAAAUAUAGCGUAUUCCAAGUUCGUUAACAGUGACCAGUAGAUGUAAGCUAACUUAACAAACAGAUUUUUGUGUUGGAAACAAAAAAAUGUCAUGAUAAAUCUUAUCUUUAUUUCUAAGUAUAGUUUGCGAUUGAUUUUACUGCCGUUUUGUUAUCGAAUAUCCCUUAUGAGAUAUUAAUAUUUUCAAAGUUAAAACAGAAUCUUAUGAAAAAUAAAAGAAGGUUCCCGUCAGUCUUUUUUAAUUUAACAAUAGAGAAACACAAAAAGUUGUUUUGCUUAUGUCUUCAACAUAUGUAUAUUCUAAAUCAAUUAAUUUAUAUUCAUUGUCCAAGUUCGUAUCAGAGAUUACGUAAAUUAAAGACGAUUAUUUGUAGAUAACAAAACGGCCUUAUUAGUAGGCCCUAUUAUAUGUAAAGAUGGCGGUUCACGCUGCGGCUAUGACAGGAAGCUGCGACCAGGUACGGAGACAACAAACCACGACUGAUGUCUUAGUGUUCAACAAGUUAAUACUGGGAUGAGACCUAGAGCACAAGCAAAGCCACAUCAGUAUUGUACUCUUUCGAUAGAGUCAGUUGUAUUAUUAUGUAUAACUGUGAUAUUUUUUAUUAUCCAAUUAGACCUUUUUGAGACCAUUAUUGUGAAUUUUUGUUGGAUGUUAAUUAGCUGAAUAAGACGUGUCGUCAUAUUUGUCGGAGGUAUUCGUCAGAGGCGUUUUUUUGUCUUUAGUGAGACCAAAGACUAACUCCUCCAUACAAAGUUUAAAGACAAGUGACGCUCGCGCCUAUCUUUGUCGAUCUUGCUGCGGUCGCAGCGUGAACAGCCUUAACAACCUUAAUGCGCCACGUUUAGAAUACUACAAUAAUGCUGCAAGAAGGAUACUUGCCGAUUCAAUGCUUUUAGGAACAUUGUUUGCUUUGAUUAAUGUAAAUUGCGCAGUAUACGAAUGCAAGUAUCCUGUAGGUCAGUGUUUCCCAGCCUUUUUUUUACCACAACUUUGCCAACCUAAAAUCGAUAUGCCUAUGUAACAUAAUUUAUAUUUAAAAAAAAUUGAACUGUUCAAUUAAGAAAUUUUAAUGAUUGGUUUUAGAAAGAAAUCACUAGGAAAUUGUUAAAUAAAUGAUAUUUAAAUUUUUAAAGCAUUAGAACUAGAAUUCAAAUUCCAAAAAUAUUUAAUAAAGAUUUCUCUAUAUUCAUAUAGUGAGACUCUUGCGCUUGAUGCUUGCUGUAAAGAGAUUUUAUACUGAGUUCCAAUUUGGUAAGCUUCAGUCUCAAGUCUCCAGGUUAUGUUAUAUUCACCGUUAUACCCGUACACCGUAUAUACCGUGGGGUAUGGGCCCCACGUUGGGAAACACUGCUUUAGAUAGUUAAACUAGCUAAUUCGUAAGCAUCGAAUACAUAUCUGUACUUAUGUCACUAUCAAUUAUUUCUUUGAAAAUGUGCUAGUAAUUAUUUUUGUAGUUUUAUUAGGCCUUGUAAAUUGUAAAAAGCUAGAUCGCCUUCUUAGGUAAGUGUAAAUAUUAGAUAAUUCUUUUAUAUCAAUAUUAGACGUAACUGUACGUAAAUGUUAUCUAUUUUUAAAACUUUAUCAGCGAUAUAUUUCUAUUAAUUAUGAUUUGGGUAUUUUUAACUAUUUAUCAGUAUAUUUAUAAGUUAGGAUUUUAAGUAAAUCAGACAUUUUUUUUUAUUUUAUGACCAAAGACGGAGAAGAAGUGUGCUUAGUUAUGUUACGUUGAACUUAAAACUUGGUGCUCAAACAAGAUUUAUGCAGUUUCGUUUAUAUUUCGAUUGGAGAACUUACCAAUUUUUAUAUAUGUAUGUAAAUUGCUCACUGAAUUUGACAGUAAAACUAUUUCAAAAACGUUGACGCACCAUUUGAAACGGUAAUUUGACUGAAAAAUGUUCUUCUCAAUUUCUGAUUCACAAAAUAGGAUAAACAGUGUUUUGCAUAUAACUUAAUAGUCGUGGCAAACAUGGUGAUUUUUACAAAGCAGUGGUACUCAGAUUGGUCCAUUAAAUUAUCUCGAUGCAUAUCUAAAAAACUAGAAAGUGGCGACGAAAUUAAAUUUAUAAAAUGCCGUUAGUAAACGACUUUUAGUACCGCUGCGAGGCAAAAAAUUUAACAGCUUUAAUUCCUUAAAAUUGGUCUUAAACAUUAUUUUUGAAUUAACGAAAAUUUUAUUCAUUGUACAAACAUUGUAUAUACUUAGCACGAAGCUUUGGUUGUUCAACCGUAAUGUAGUUAGUCAACUAACAAGACUUGGUUGGAAUAAAACAAUUU
Molecule: messenger RNA, 3656 nt
Organism: Pieris brassicae (large cabbage white)
Lineage: Eukaryota; Metazoa; Arthropoda; Insecta; Lepidoptera; Pieridae
Exons: 6
Coding region: 118-924 (268 amino acids)
Source: RefSeq, a predicted model, not a curated record